GCCCGUUAGCCGGCAAUGAGACAGCAAACACGGACUCCCGCUUCCCCGACAUGGACCUAAAAAGCUCCUUUUUCCACUACAAAGACGGAUUCUGUUCAGCGGCGGGCGGCGCGAGCUGCUAGUCCGGCUGCUUCCGGCCGCCGGCGGGUGACACUCGACGUCCGGGGAGAGGAAUGGCAGCGACGGCGGGCUUCCUGCGACAUUCCCCGGCCAGCUAAGAAGAAGGACUUCCACUGGAUUACCCGUUUUUCUGAAACGACAGGGGAUAUUUCUCGUAAGUUUGGCCCUCAUCCCCGCGCUGCGACCGCUGUUAGCAGAGGAAAAGUUGAAUACAGAGUUUUUCCUCCAACUACCCGGAUCAGCUGGAAGAGGACGACAGUUCCAAACUCUGGGAUUAACUCCAGGAGCUUUAUCUGGAUUUUAAAGGACAUAAAUCUCAUGACUCUUCACUCAUGACCCAGCUAGCCUCGGUGUUAGCCGGUAGAAAGUGAAGCCACGCCCCCUUCCCCCCCCCCCCAGGCUCCUUUUACAACCAUCAUGCACCACCAGGACUUCUCCGGCGAUGCCCCCGGGUCCGGGGGCAGGAAGCCGGCCUACCACUUCCGGCGGGGCAGCAGCAGCGCCGAGGACCACCAGGGCCCGGCGUCCCCCUCCCCGGGGACAGCGUCCCCUGGCGGGACGUCCCACCACCACCACCAGCAGCAGCCACCGCCGCAGGCCGCCGGCGCCCAGGUGAAGAAGAAGAGCGGCUUCCAGAUCACCAGCGUGACGUCGGCCCAGACCAACGCCAGCGGCAACAACAGCCUGGCGGACGACACGGAGAGCUACGACGACAUGGACGAGUCGCACACCGAGGACCUGUCCUCAUCUGAAAUGCUGGACAUGCCGUCCCGGGCGGCAGACGCCACCGGCGCCGGCGGCAGCGGCGUCCCAGAGCGGAGCUCGUCGGACGAGACUCUGAACAGCCUGCACGGCGUGGACUCGCCGGGGCUGGGCUCGCCCAACGAACCACCGCCGCCACAGGCGUCCCUGGUCAAUGGGACAGCGCCUCAGCAGCACUACUACCCACAGCGCCGCCAUGACGACCCGGCGCCGCCCACCAUGGCUCCCAAACCCGCCGCCACCUCCGCCGCUUUGGAUAACACUAAACCUGCUGUAGGCGGCGGGACGACCGCUGAUCCACACGUACACGGCGUGAACAUUCCCGCCGCCGCCCCUUUGGGAUCUGACAACGCUAACAUGACGGCCCCGUCACGUGACGCCCCCGCCGCCGCCAACACUCACAGCCAGCACACCCAGACCGCCACCGGCUCGCGCUUCCGCGUGGUCAAGCUGGACACGAACUCCGAGCCGUUCCGCAAGGGGCGCUGGACGUGCACGGAGUACUACGAGAAGGAGGUGCCCCACCCGGCGGCGCCCGAUGCGCUGAGAGGCGGCGAGGCGGCGGCGGAGGGCGAGGCGAGCAACGCGGGGAUCGGCAUUCCCGCCGCGCAGCCGUACCAGCCGCCGGCGCCGCAGGACUUCGCCGCGCCCCUGGCGUACGCCUCCCCGCCGGAGCUCGUGCACAAACCGGUGCCGCUACCGGCGGUGAUCCCCCAGCAGUUAAGCUACGUCGUGGAUCCGAGUCAGGCGGCGGCGGUGGUGGGGGCGUAUCCCGCCGCUCAGCUCAGACAGCCAGACUUCAUCCAGCCAACAGCGCCCUUCCAGACGCAGGUGCAGCCGCCACCGCCCCACGUGGCGCCCGGACUUCCCGGGCUGGCCGGACUCCCGCCCACCCAGCCGGCGUUCGGCGUGGCGCCGCAACCCCAGCAUCAUGUGGCCCCAGUCCCCCUUGCCCCCGCUGCGGUCCCCUACAUGCCCCUGACGGCGCUCCAGGCUGACCUCCAGCCGCUGCUCGCCCCGGGCGCCGGGUUCACCCGUGCCGCCGCCGUAAGGACGUCCUCGCAGCUGGAGGACGCCCAGAAGCUCCUUCUGCAGCACCAAGGCCUGCUGGGACUGCCCCGGCUGGGCGGGGACGAGGCCGCCGCCCACAUGGGGAUGUCGGCGGAGGCCAGCGCCUUCAUGGCGGCGGCCGCCGGCCUGAGGAGCCAGCAUGGCGACGGAGACGACGACAGCUCUUCUGGUGCGAGUGUGGUGGCCAUCGACAACAAGAUCGAGCAAGCCAUGGACCUGGUGAAGAGCCACCUGAUGUACGCCGUGCGCGAGGAGGUGGAGGUGCUGAAGGAGCAGAUCAAGGAGCUGGUGGAGCGGAACUCGCAGCUGGAGCAGGAGAACAACCUGCUGAAGACGCUGGCCAGCCCCGAGCAGAUGGCCCAGUUCCAGGCCCAGGUCCAGACCGGGACCGGCACCGGGACAGGGACCGGGUCCCCCACCGGGACCACCGGGACCGGGACCGUCCAGCCGGGAUCCACGCAGGUCCAGAGCUCUGGACCUACAGCGUAAUCUGAGGAGGAAAUGGGGCGUGGCCACUGGACCUACAGCGUAACCCGAGAAGGAAGGAGAAAAGGGGGCGUGGCCAUACUGUGAACACAGGAGAACCACUUUUGUCGUUUUUUUUUUUAAAAAAACCUUGCACAUUUUUAAUUUAAAACUCUCCGACUUCCUUCGACAAUCUGGACAACGAGGCAGCUCGGCCAUUCGGCUCCCUCCUCCCCCCACCCCCAGGGGGCGGGGCUUCCUGGAUCUUUACUCCCCAGAACAUUUCAAACCGCCUCCCCCGCCCUGGUUCCGUUCCACUUUUAUGCAGGGAAUUGAGUGUUUUGUUGUACCUGGGGGGGGGGUUCGUGAAGGGGGGGGGCAUUCUGUCAGUUCUAUGAAAUAAAAGACAAAUGGACGCGACUGUUUUUUUCCUCUAACGGACUCAGUACAGACGAGGAGAACUGCCAAGUGCCUGGUUUCCCCAAACCGUAGAUAUAUAUACCAUGGAGCGGGCCGGCCGGCCCGCUCCAUGGUAUAUAUAUCUACGGUUCGGCCAGGCUUUUCUACUACCUGUGAUGUCAGCGUGAUCUCAGGGUGGGAGCGCCACGUUCUCGGCCUCGUUCUGCACCUCACACUCUCUGCUACUUUUAUUUGUUCUUUUUUUUUUUAAUCAUUUGUGGGUUUUUAUGUCUUUUUUUUAAAUUGUACAGCUGGUGUUUGUGUUUUUUUUUUUUUCCUUUUUUUUGAACUUUGAGCGCUGGACAUGAUAAAUGAGACACUUGGCAAAAAAAAAAAGGGGGGAAAAAAGAGAAGAAAAAAGGGAAAAAAUGUCAGAUUUGUGGAUGUUUUUUGUGCAUGUUUCCUCAAAGCCCAUCACAAAUGUGACGUUACGAAUUGCACUAGACAGCUGCACCUCAAAAUAAAAGUUCCAACAAAAAAG
This is a messenger RNA of Salarias fasciatus (jewelled blenny), 3358 nucleotides long. Its product is annotated as TSC22 domain family protein 1-like. Gene Ontology annotation, biological process: positive regulation of cell population proliferation; negative regulation of apoptotic process; regulation of transcription by RNA polymerase II. The coding region runs from base 538 to 2442 and encodes 634 amino acids. Gene Ontology annotation, cellular component: nucleus; cytosol. The transcript has 4 exons. Lineage: Eukaryota; Metazoa; Chordata; Actinopteri; Blenniiformes; Blenniidae. The record is from RefSeq and is a predicted model, not a curated record.